This is a messenger RNA of Talpa occidentalis (Iberian mole), 2139 nucleotides long. RefSeq names its product BCL2 antagonist/killer 1 (gene BAK1). Gene Ontology annotation, biological process: extrinsic apoptotic signaling pathway in absence of ligand; intrinsic apoptotic signaling pathway in response to DNA damage; regulation of apoptotic process. Bases 256 to 888 code for a protein of 210 amino acids. The record is from RefSeq and is a predicted model, not a curated record. The transcript has 6 exons. Gene Ontology annotation, molecular function: protein homodimerization activity; protein heterodimerization activity. NCBI's taxonomy places the organism in Eukaryota, Metazoa, Chordata, Mammalia, Eulipotyphla, Talpidae. Gene Ontology annotation, cellular component: mitochondrial outer membrane.
UUCCUCUAGAGGGAGCUGAUUGGAGCCGGGAGGAGCCGGCACCUCUAUGAUCGCAGCUGACUUGCGGGCCCCCAGGGCCGCCCUAAGAGGCUGCACCCGGACAGCGGGCAUUCGCUGACGCCCAUUCCUGGAAGCAGCCCCCCCUGGGAGCAGCUGCUGGUCCCUCAGGACCUCCGGCCUCAGCCCUGCUGAGCCAUCCCGGGCUUGGGCCUGGGUCCGGGCAGGCUAACACUGUCCUCUGCCGGGGCCUGAAAAAUGGCAUCCGGGCAAGGCCCAGGGCCUCCCAGUCAGGGGUGCAAAGAGCCUGACCCAUCCUCCACUUCAGAGGAGCAGGUAGCCCUGGAAACGGAGGAGGUUUUCCGCAGCUACGUUUUUUACCGCCAUCAGCAGGAACAGGCUGAGGGGGCAGGGGCCCCUGCUGACCCAGAGAUGGUCACCUUGCCCCCAGAACCUAGCAGCACCAUGGGGCAGGUGGGUCGGCAGCUGGCCCUCAUAGGGGAUGACAUCAACCGGCGCUAUGACUCGGAGUUCCAGAUCAUGUUGGAUCAGCUGCAGCCUACGGCAGAAAAUGCCUAUGAGUAUUUCACCAAGAUCGCUAAAAGCCUGUUUGAAAGCGGCAUCAACUGGGGCCGAGUGGUGGCUCUCCUGGGCUUCGGCUACCGCCUGGCCCUGCACGUCUACCAGCGCGGCCUGACGGGCUUCCUGGGCCAGGUGACCCGCUUCGUGGCUGAAUUUAUGCUGCGUAACUGCAUUGCCCGCUGGAUCGCACAGAGGGGCGGCUGGGUGGCAGCCCUGGACUUGGGCAACGGCCCCAUCCGGAAUGUGCUGAUAGUUCUGGCUGUGGUUCUGUUGGGCCAGUUUGUGGUACGAAGAUUCUUCAAGUCAUGACCCCCCAGAGGAGCCCUUUGGGGUCCCAGCUAAGACCCCUGCCUGGACUUCAGUCAAGCCUUCUCCCCUAACCUCCCCUACAGGGGCUCCUCCUCAUGAGUACAGAAGCUUUAGUACGUUGGGCACUCAAGCUCUGGAGGCCCCUUGUCCAGGGUCAGUCAGUCUGCAGGGUGCCCCAAAAUUGCAUGGUGCUAAAUGGACCCCCUCCCUGGGCCUCAUCCUAUCAGAGAGGGGUUGUAGCUUCCACUCAGUUCUGUGAGACCCCCCCUCAGCCCUGUUUUCUGGGCUUUGGGGAGGAUGACAACUUGGGGGGAGUAAGGCUGGGAACCACUUCUCACCCCAAGGAGUUUUUAAUGGUUUAUUUUAGCUUUUUAUAAUACCCUUGGGAGGAUCCCUGCGUUCUCACCACGUGCCCAAGGCCAAGAUAUCUGGGGCAUGGGGAUUGUUUGCCUCCCUAUGUUCCUCGGGAUUUAACUGCUCUGGAAGUUCAGAAUUUGAGUUGGCCUGAUGCUCAGUCCUGGCCCUGCUAAGCAUCAUGUCCCUCUGCUUCAAUUCCCCUGCCCCAUAUUUCCUUGGCAGUUGGACUCAGGGAUUCUGGGCCUGGAGUGUGGGGUGAGGGUACAGGCCAGAGCUGUCUGAAUUCAUCUGAGCCUGCCUCCUAAGGGCCUCGGUUCUCUCCUUUCCCCUCACGUUACCACUUGCUCCAACCCAUUCACCUGCCCUUCAUCACUCCAUAAUAGGAAGGGCAAGGCCUUGGCUGAGGGUAGUGCUGGGUCCUCCUCCUUGUCCAGAAUAUAGGGUUUCAGACUGUGGUUGGUUAUUGUCAGGGAAAGGGAGAGGGUGCUCACCUUGAGGGUUCCCAGAAAGAGUUCCCACUAGGAACCCCAGGGUUGGGAUCCUCCCUCGAGGGCCUGGGCACAGUGUAAUCUGGGGGUGUGGAUGGGAGAACUGAAUACUUGAACUCUACUCUCCAAUCCCUCCACCCUCCAUACCUGCCGAAACCACCCCCCUGUGUGUAGGGUGGGAGUGCCUUGUCUAUCUUGCACAGCCUAGGGGCUUGGAGAUAACAGGAGAGAAGUUCUUGAUUAAGCCAAAUGCAGGGAGGGGAUGCAGAUGGAACCUGCUGACCACCCCCCACCCUCUGAGUGUAUUUGAAAAUAAACUGCAAUUCCCCCACAGCUGCUCAGUAAUUUUUGCACCCUCUGCUUCCUCUUCCUCAGAAUGCCUCUGGAUCCUAUAGAGGGCUGGGUG